Molecule: messenger RNA, 1460 nt
Organism: Drosophila hydei
Lineage: Eukaryota; Metazoa; Arthropoda; Insecta; Diptera; Drosophilidae
Gene: PIG-U
Product: phosphatidylinositol glycan anchor biosynthesis class U protein
Exons: 4
Coding region: 128-1408 (426 amino acids)
Biological process (GO): attachment of GPI anchor to protein; protein localization to cell surface
Cellular component (GO): GPI-anchor transamidase complex; membrane
Source: RefSeq, a predicted model, not a curated record
AAUACAAGUAUAUUGGCUGUCUCUAGCAACGAAGACAGAUGUUAUUUUAAAAUCACCGUCCUCAGAUACCGGAGCCGUACUAAAAUUAUUAUGUUUAUAGCCUGAGUUGUCAAAACAUUUUGCAGUCAUGGACUCCAAUCGCUACAAACUACUCUUACUGGGCGGCGCCGUACGUUUAUAUUUCAGUAAUACGUCCUUGGCUUCGCUUAUCGGUAAUCGCGUUGAAUUCGCCACUCCUUUAAACUCAUUCAAGCGCCUGCAAGAAGGCGUAUUCCUACUUCAGCAAGGUGUAGAUCCGUACGGAGGAGAUCUGGUUCAUGAGUCGCCGCUGCUUCUGAAAGCUCUGUCUGGAAUUUUAUUAAACUAUGCUCAAUGGUUACCAAUAUUAUAUAUACUUUUUGACUUGUGCACAGCCACGCUACUUUAUUUGCUGAGCCAUACAUUUGUGAAGCAAAAGCUGAAGCAGCAGCAAGGAGAAUGCAAAGAUUACGCCAAGGAUACAGAGGAGCUCCAGUAUAGCGAAAAUGACCAAUUCAAAAUACCAGAGCUAGUCUUAUUAGCCUAUCUAUUCAAUCCACUGACUAUACUAAGCUGCGUUGGACUAACCUCCACAGUGCUAAGCAAUUUAUUAUUAGCGCUGAUUCUAUAUACAAUGGUUAAGCGGCAGCUUUUCAUUUGCGUCAUUGUGCUUGCUUUUGAGACAGUUCGAAGCCUUUAUCCAGUUGUUUUGAUUGCGCCGCUGCUCUUAAUCUUUGCCCGUCGUUCCGUCGGUCUGAGCAUCGCUAUAUUGAUGGUUUUCGUUACUUCUUGCUUUGCUGUGGCAGGUGCGAACUUCUUAGUGAUGAAUAGCUGGAACUAUUUAGAUGGAACACUCGGAUUUAUCUUUUACUUUAGGGAUCUGCAACCUAAUAUUGGACUGUUCUGGUACUUUUUCACAGAGAUGUUUGAGCAUUUUCGUACCAUGUUUCUGAUUACAUUCCAGCUAAAUGCCACCGUUUUGUAUUUGGUGCCACUGUCUAUAAAGUUGCGCAAGGAGCCGCUUUUGUUGGCCACCGUUCUCAUUGCGCUCAUGGCAGUCUUUCGUGCAUAUCCUAGCUUAGGCGAUGUUGGCUUCUAUUUGGCUUUAUUGCCUCUGUGGCGACGCUGCUGGAAGUUCAUGGCACAUGGAUUUGUGGUGUUUACUUUCUUUCUUAUAACAUUGUCCAUGAUGGGCGCCCUGUGGCAUUUGUGGAUCUAUGCGGGCUCUGCAAAUGCUAACUUUUACUUUGGUGCAACCCUCGCCUUCAGCACGGGUCAAAUAUUCCUAAUUACGGAUUUACUAUUUGCGCACGUUAAACGCGUGUUCUGUCUUUACAAUGGUCAAAGGAUUCUGAUUGAUGGAGAAGAAGCGCGUAUAUUGCUAGAAUAAGCCAUUUAUAAAGUAUUCACAAAUUAAAAGAAUGGAUUUAUUCAACUAAUAU